Molecule: messenger RNA, 716 nt
Organism: Solanum pennellii
Lineage: Eukaryota; Viridiplantae; Streptophyta; Magnoliopsida; Solanales; Solanaceae
Product: protein FATTY ACID EXPORT 3, chloroplastic-like
Exons: 3
Coding region: 1-696 (231 amino acids)
Cellular component (GO): membrane
Source: RefSeq, a predicted model, not a curated record
AUGGUUGGGCAGAAACUGUCAAUUGUUACUGAUAAACCUCAAACUACUCCUCAUCGAGUUCUUGGAAUAUGUUCUGGUCCAGAUCAUCAGUUCUUUCAUGUUAAUGAGUCAAGGAUUUCAUAUUUUCAGAAGCCUUCAGAUGUUGAAUUGGAGAAGGACAAUAAUGAUCUUAAGGAGGAGGCUGAAGCGCAAGAAGAAGCCUGGAAACAGACCCUAGCUUCCUUCAAAGAACAAGCGAUGAAGGUGCAAGCUGUGUCACAAGAAGCGUAUGAGGUGUAUUCCGAUAAAGCUAUGAUCAUUUUGAAAGAAACUUCUGAGAAAUUAAAAAUUCAAGCGGAUAAGGCAAGAGAAGAUUGGACUAUAAUUGCAAAGGAAAUUAGUGAGGAGAGUAAAGAAUAUUUAACCACUGCUGCUGAGAAAUCACCUGAACCAGUGAAGGAUAUUGUUGAAACAUUUGUUUCCUCUGCAGAUGAAUUGAAUGACGUGUCGAAAGUGCAAGACUUCUAUGUGGGAAUACCUUACGGAACUCUUCUUUCUGCUGGUGGCUUUUUGUACUUCAUGCUAAGUGGAAGCACUGCUGCCCUUAGAUUUGCUGUUGUACUUGGAGGUGCUCUUUUGGCCUUAAGCGUCUCAAGUUUACGAUCAUGGAGAAGUGGAGAUUCGACUUCACUAGCUUUAAAGGGACAGGCAGGUUAGCAUUUGAGAGACUAUAUAUC